UCGCAAGCACAGGCAGACACUCUCGCGUACGUUCGCCGUUCGCGCCCGACACAUGUUUGACAGCAAGCAGUGUAUUUUGCCCGUUUAGAGCAUUUAGCUGCGCUUAGCAGCGUUUCACGCGAUCAGUUAUUGGUUUAGUGAAAACGAAGUUAGCCUACGCCGUAAAGUUAGAAAAAGUGUAUCAUAUAGGCCUUGUUAUGACCCUAUAGUUGCCGCCGAAGUGCGCGUUCAGAGAGGCAAACAUGUCGAGCAGCGCGGCGACGAGUUUCAUCGAUCAGCUCAAACUUCUGUACGACAACAAGUUGUACUCCAAUGUCACAGCUCUGUUUAACUUGGCACAUCCCAUCAGCUCUCACUGCCCCGACUUCAUGACGGUGUCGGCAAAGUUUCAAAGCUACGUGUACUGCGGGGAUGCCUACGUGCAGCUGGGGGAUUUCAAGAGAGCUGAAGCACUCUACCAGAAGGCUAUUCAAUUAAAGAAGUCUGCGGCUAAGGCGAAGGGCAAAGGGCCCACGUCAAUCAUAUCGGGAGACGUUACAUCUGAAAACGACAUCAAGUAUCAGAUUCACGUCUGCCAUGUGAAUAUGAAGCAGCCUACACAAGCUAUUUCUGCGCUGGAGAGCAUUCCGGGCAAGCAACGCAGCAGCAGGGUCAACAUGGCCCUGGGGCAGCUGUACCAGCAGAGCGGCAAUGAGCGCUCGGCCAUCACAUGCUACCGUGAGGUCCUCAAGGAGUGCCCACUCGCCUUGGAAGCCGCCAAAGGUCUUCUGGAGCUGGGCGUCAAGGCAGUGGAAGUGGCUGCACUGGUGCUACACCCGGGCGGCUCCAGUGGCUCCUCCUUGCCGCCCCACAUGGAAUGGCUUGGACAGUGGAUCAAGGCCAAUGCGUACCUUCACUCCCGGGAGUACUCUUCUAGUGUCACCAACUUCAAGCAGCUUGAAGCCAGGCCUCAGCUUGCAAACAAUGUGGAGAUCCUUACAUCACUGGGGGAGGCAUACUACCACAUGGGAGACUACACCAGCGCCACAACUACCUUGGAGAGGGUGCACGCUCUGGAUCCACAUCUGCUUCGAGGCAUGGACGUAUAUGCAGCCCUGCUGGCCAAGGAGAAGAAAGUCAAGGAACUUGAGUCGCUCUCCUCACAGCUCAUGUCGGUGAACAGCAGGAGCCCCGAGCCAUGGAUAGUGAUGGCCUACCUGUGCUAUGUCACCAAGAAGGGCAACCGGGCCAUCUACUUCUCCCAGAAGGCAUGCACGCUGAACCCACGCCACGUGGAGGCUCUCCUGCUUAAGGGCACAGUGCUGCUGGAGCUGCACAAGGUCCACGAGGCCAUCGCCCACUUUGGCGAGGUGUUCAAGGUUGCACCGUACCGGCACGAGGCCUAUAAAGGCAUGGUGGACUGUUACCUGGCCCAGCUGCGGAAUAACGAUGCAGCGGCCAUCGCCAGCAAUGCCUGCAAGCACCUGGGCCACACCCCGAGGGCUCUCACGCUGUAUGCAAGUGUGCUGAUGAAGAGCCCCGUGAGCCUGGAGAAGGCCAAGGUGUGCCUGGAGAAAGCGCUCAAGCAGGAGCCCACCCACCUGCCAGCCGUGUACCUGCUUGCCGAAAUAUACGACCAGCAGCGCGCCUACGACCGAGGAAUCCAGCUUCUGCAGAAGCACCUGGAGAACCAGAGCACGUGCCGGCUGCACCAGAUGCUGGGGGACUUCUAUGCCCGGACAGGCGAGCACGACAAGGCCCUGCAACACUUUGGCAUCGCCCUCAAACUUACCAAGCCUUCAGUUGUGCCUGGACCCAAGCAACGCAAGUGCAAGAAGGGGUACACGCAGGGUGGAACAGCGGCCCGAGAAUGUGGAGCCCGGCUACGACAUGGACGUUGACGAGAUAGCGGAGUCGGACGUGGAGAAUGAACUUGAAGAAAGUGAAGUGGAAGCUGUCUGGUCAGACGUCGAGUACUCCUACAAUUGAAGGACUCUCGUGGCAUGGACAGCUUGGUGCGGUUAUGUGAUUGGUGUCGUGUACAUCUACGUGAACAUGCACACACUGCGUGCACCGCUGUCUGCGCAAUUUGUGGGUGGAUGGUGAAACGAAUGCUGCCUGGCUGUCAGUCGAGCACUACUUCACCAGUAGUGCUUAGCAGUGAAUUGGAGAUUAUAUAAGGAACGACCGGGGUUCAGCAACCUUGUAGGAGUUUCAUUUUAUGACUAUCUUUGACUUCACAAGAGAGAUAUAAAGAUCUACUGGAGGA
This is a messenger RNA of Dermacentor albipictus, 2248 nucleotides long. RefSeq names its product anaphase-promoting complex subunit 7 (gene APC7). The record is from RefSeq and is a predicted model, not a curated record. NCBI's taxonomy places the organism in Eukaryota, Metazoa, Arthropoda, Arachnida, Ixodida, Ixodidae. Gene Ontology annotation, cellular component: anaphase-promoting complex. Gene Ontology annotation, molecular function: protein binding. Gene Ontology annotation, biological process: positive regulation of mitotic metaphase/anaphase transition; protein ubiquitination; cell division.